UUAGGAGGAGCCGAUCUCUUUGACAUCUGACUAAAGGAAAGAGGAACUAGUGCAGCGUUGGCUGUCCGUACUUCGCCUUUCUUCUCAAGGCUGGGUGGAAAUUUCCUUUGCUUACAAAAAAAAAUCAAAAAGCGUUUGAGUAACAAUAGGGCGACAUGGGAUCGGGCGCUUAGUGCGCUUUUCCGUUUUAUUUUACUUUUUCUUUGGAUGAAGAAGAGUAGUCUUUCGCCAGAGAAGUAUGACAUGAAGUAACCCCGCGUUGGUGCUCCGGCGUGGUUAGGCGUUGCGAGGAGCCCUGGCUGACCUCAGAGAGGUCUGCUCUACCCCUCUGCAGGUGAUAACAAUGGGCAGGUGAUAAGUGGCACUAUGCACACAACAAGGAAGAAACUCAAGUUGGUCGGGGUGAUGAUGACUGUGAACGUCUUCAUCUUCAUCAUGGCAGAGGUCCUUCGGAGCAGUGGUCAAGGCAAGGGCAACGGGCACAAGUUACUCAUGCCCACAAAGCCUUUCUGGAAGAAGCUGGUGGCCAAAGAGGGCUUCUGGAAUCGGGAGCAGCAGAAGCUGGACUACUUGCACAACCCCAUCCUGAUGAGAAGCAAUGGCUCCAAGGCCGAGCUGCUGCAGUGGCUUAAUGACACGGACUUCUCUGAAUCGUGCGACCCGGACUUUGGCGUCGCCACGAAGGUGAGCGAUUAUAAUUCCCUGCCGGGGCGUUUCAAGGACUUUCUGCUGUAUAUGAAAUGCAGGUCGUACCCCAUAGUGUUGGACCAGCCUGACAUGUGCAAGAAUGGGCCUUUCCUAUUGCUGGCCAUUAAAUCCCUGGCGCCACACUUCGACCGACGCCAGGCCAUCCGGGAAUCAUGGGGGCGAGCUGGUCGGAUUGCCAACCGCACAAUUGCCACGGUGUUCCUCCUUGGCAGUGCCACGGGGGUGGAUCAUUUCCCUGACUUGUCAACGAUGCUGCAGUUUGAGAGCUCUGUACAUCAUGACAUCCUCUUGUGGGACUACAGGGACACCUUCUUCAACCUCACCGUCAAGGAGGUGCUCUUCCUGGACUGGUUCCGCCACCGCUGCCCCACAGCCAAUUUCGUCUUCAAGGGGGAUGAUGACGUCUUUGUCAACACACACCGCAUCAUGGACUUCCUCAAGGACCUAUCCCCAGACAAGGGGAAAGACCUCUUUGUUGGGGACGUGAUCACCAACGCUGGCCCACACCGGGACAAGAAGCUGAAGUACUUCAUCCCGGAGAGCAUUUUUGUGGGCCUGUACCCCCCAUAUGCAGGAGGAGGGGGGUUCCUGUACUCAGGAGACUUGGCAUUACGUUUGCACAACGUGUCUCAGCAAGUGUUCCUCUACCCCAUCGAUGACGUCUACACUGGCAUGUGUCUCAGGAAGCUGGGACUGAGUCCCGAAAAGCACAAGGGCUUCCGGACCUUUGAUAUCGAGGAGAAGUACAGAGACAACGCCUGUGCUUACAAGAGCUUGAUGCUGGUGCACAGCAGGACUCCUCAGGAGAUGAUUAAAAUAUGGACGUGGCUCAGCGACCCCAAUUUGAACUGUCAGUGAUCGUCGCUGUAAAUCUGGAAUGCGCUGACCUGUUGUCAUAUCUUUUAUCAUGCUGAAAGAAUGGUGAGCUUCACUUGUUCCAAAAACCAAUGGGUAGUUGAUGCGGGUAUAUAUAUAAUUUUUUUUUAAGAAACAAAGCAGUUUUGAGGUUUAUGACCGACAGGUUAAUUCUUUCUUGGGUCGUUUUGUGGAAAACUUUCUGUAAAUGGUGAAGAUGCCCCUGAAUUCCUAAAACAGCAGGGUCCAGUUAUGCCUCAAAUUAUACUUAAAACCUGAUAGUGAAAAUAACAAAUUUUGUGCUCACAAGUAUUGUAAACAUGCUUCAAAAUACAAUAAGAAGUUUGACAUCUUGGAUGAUAAUGUCUUGGCAGCUGAACUACCAAUGUUGUGAUUGUUGCGCCGAAAGAUAUUUGAACUCUACAUUUUUUUGCAUUCAAAAUGUGACCCAGUUCUACUGGUUUAUUAGAAUAUUAGUUGUGUUUUUUUGUAUUAUACACUUUUCUUUCAAGAAAUGAUCAUGCUGAAUAUUUUUAAUUACUUCUAUGUACUUGAUAAUGGUUUUCAGUUCGUUAGCUCGUGUAGUGCCCCCGCCCCAUUCAUGUCCUUGUUCAAGAGGAUGUCAUUUUUACACAGAAACCAAUCAGGUCAUAAUGGUUCCCCUUAUGGAAAUUGAGCCAUUUGAUCGUAGAUCCAUUUUUUUUCAAUCAUUAUGACGCUGAAUAUUCAUUCCAGGAAUUUGUGUGGGUUGUUCUGCUUUAUUAUUGUUAUUAUAAUUGUUAUUUAAGUGCACUUUAUGUUCAUGUCCAUGAGUCUGUGCUUAUUGAUUGAUUGCUUUUUGUUAUGCUGUGAAGAAUUUGCGUAGUUUUAGGUUGGCCUUACCGUACACGUGGAGAUGCAAGAUUAGCCAGAUUAUAGAUUAUUCUGACAGAAAAUUCUGAUGUAAUUGUGUGAUUUCUCUUUUUUUUUUGUUUUGUAAAGAUGGGAGUAGAUUUGAAAUUUACUCUCUAAAUUGUUUUGGGACACAAAUUCCAAAUUGUACUGGCAAUAAAUUUCAUAUUGCAGAUGUUGGUUGAAGUUCUGUUCCCCACCUCCCACAAACCCUGGUUUUAUAUGUGAGGUAAAAUGCACCGUUAAUAAAAUGUCUGUGAGAAA
This is a messenger RNA of Brienomyrus brachyistius, 2718 nucleotides long. RefSeq names its product UDP-GlcNAc:betaGal beta-1,3-N-acetylglucosaminyltransferase 2a (gene b3gnt2a). Gene Ontology annotation, molecular function: hexosyltransferase activity. The transcript has 3 exons. Lineage: Eukaryota; Metazoa; Chordata; Actinopteri; Osteoglossiformes; Mormyridae. The coding region runs from base 367 to 1566 and encodes 399 amino acids. Gene Ontology annotation, cellular component: membrane. The record is from RefSeq and is a predicted model, not a curated record.